AUUAAAUGCUUUAUGGAUAAAGAAAAUUUGGAUGGGAAGAUUGAAUAUUGUAACUGUGCAAUGGAUUCCUCAGUGGAAAACAUGUAUGUAAACAAAAUGUGGGUUCAAUGUGAGAAUGAAAAUUGUUUGAAAUGGAGAUUGUUGUCAAAUGAGGAUGCAGCCAAAGUUGAUCAUAAUGAACCUUGGUACUGCUUCAUGAACACCGAUUCAAGAUAUAGUAACUGCUUAAUUUCUGAAGAAGACUUCCCUGAAGAGUCUCAACUUCAUCAGAGUGGACUUAAGAUUGUCUAUUCACAGCUCCCUCUUGGAAGCCUGGUUUUGGUAAAAUUACAGAAUUGGCCAAGUUGGCCAGGAAUACUUUGCCCUGACCAUUUUAAACGGAAGUAUGUGACCUAUGACCUGGAUGGAAAUGUUGAAGAGUAUCACAUAGAAUUCCUGGGUGAUCCCCAUUCCAGAUCAUGGAUAAGUGCAACAUUUGUUGGACAUUAUAGUAUCACAUUAAAGCCAGAAAAAUGUAAGAAAAAAAAGAAAUGGUAUAAAAGUGCACUAAAAGAAGCAUGUCUACUCUAUGGAUAUUCUCAUGAGCGAAGACUGGAAAUGUGCUGCCUGUCAAAACAACAAGAUAAAUCCAAAACAAGUGACAAAGUUUCUGCACUGGCCAAGAAAAGGAAGCAGAUUUCUAAAAAUAAUAUUGAAAAGAAAAAGCCCAAAUUUAGAAAAAGGAAAAGGAAAGCAACUUUAACAUACUCUUUUGAAAAUGUUUGUUAUGAUGAUGCCUUAUCAAAGGAAAACAUGGUUGUCUCCGAGACACAAGUUUUACUAAAAGAGCUGGAGCAAAUGCUACAGCAAGCACUGCAACCCACAACCACAGCUGAGGAGUCUGAAGAAGGGCAUGGAGAGGAAAUAAAUAUGGAAGGAAAGUUAUCCAAAUGUAGCCCAGAAGCUCCAGCAGGCAGUCUGUUUGAAAACCACUAUGAAGAGGACUAUCUUGUAAUUGACGGGAUAAAAUUAAAAGCUGGAGAAUGUAUUGAGGAUAUAACUAAUACAUUUAAAGAAAUAGAUGCUUUGAUGUCUGAGUUUUAGAACAUUAUGCAUACUUUUAAAAGUUAAUUGCAAAAAAUUGGCAUCUUCAUACUUAUCCAAAAUUAAAACCUUAAAAAUGUUUAGGAAAUUAUACAUGAUACCAAAGUUGAUAUUUGCAAUAACUUUCUACUCAUACUUCAUAUUUUGAGAAUAGCCAUGAUUUUUAGAGUCAAAUGGUAUUUAAGUUAGUGUUAAAAAUUUAGAAUUAAGAAACCCUGAUACUUGUAUUUGUAUAUUUCUUGUUUGUCUUAAUUUUUAAAUUGUUUGUGAAAUUUGCCUCACAAACACAUGCUUUACAAUGAUUAUUUAGGUCCUUUAUUCAAAAGUGGCUAACUUAAAGUAGCUGCCAAGCUACUAUAAUUCUCACAGGUAAUUCAAAUCUAAUAAACAUAGUGAAUGUGUAUUUGUAGUGGAAUCAAACUAUUACAAAAUAAAAGGAAAUAAUUUGUUAAA
Messenger RNA from Saimiri boliviensis boliviensis (Bolivian squirrel monkey), 1536 nucleotides. NCBI's taxonomy places the organism in Eukaryota, Metazoa, Chordata, Mammalia, Primates, Cebidae. The record is from RefSeq and is a predicted model, not a curated record.